Messenger RNA from Trypanosoma conorhini, 789 nucleotides. RefSeq lists its product as uncharacterized. Gene Ontology annotation, molecular function: uniporter activity; calcium channel activity. Lineage: Eukaryota; Euglenozoa; Kinetoplastea; Trypanosomatida; Trypanosomatidae. Bases 1 to 789 code for a protein of 262 amino acids. Gene Ontology annotation, cellular component: mitochondrial inner membrane; uniplex complex. The transcript has a single exon. The record is from RefSeq and is a predicted model, not a curated record. Gene Ontology annotation, biological process: calcium import into the mitochondrion; mitochondrial calcium ion homeostasis.
AUGCUUCGAAAGACACUAGCAUUAUGGGAUUCUUCGAUGAAAAUGCAGUGCCUUAAGAAGAAGCUGCGGGCACGCUGUGUGUUGCAGUGCAGCGACAAAAGGCUCUUGACAAAGAAGGAGUUUAUCACGCUAUGCACGACAAAUCCCUAUGCACCCACGAAUGAGCGCAUGACUACAGAUGAGGCGGAACAGCACUUGGAGAGGCUUCAACAGGCGCGGGAAGUGAUACUAAUGGGUGGGUAUGUGUAUAUUAGGCCUUCUGACGUCGUAAACGUUGUAAAUCACCGGCUGCAGCUCCCGACGCUCACUCGAGGAGCUCCGACUUACGUGCAGCAAAGCGCCACCCAACAAUUAGUUGCGGUUUCUAAAGCCAAGAAAAAAGGUGCGGUUUGUAGUCGUGAUUUUUGGGCGAUGGUGUCCUUACUUGGUGCGACGCAAAUGGCAAUCUUAGCGUAUCUGACGUUUCUCGUGUACGGUUGGGAUGUCAUGGAGCCUGUGUGCUAUUUUGUGACGACCUUCACGGCGUUGUGUGCCUUCGCCUAUUCCCUUGUCUGGCGGAGAGAUUGCACCUUUCACGUUGUAGAGGGUCAGUUAUUUCCGUCAAGUGCGGCGCCCGAGACUCAUGGCAGGUCCAUCGUUAGACAAAAUUCUUUGGGCGAUCUAACAACCUCUGCAGGCAAGAGUCCUUUUGAGUCUGCUUCCUGGGAUGAUGAGGAGCUUUCCGAGUUGCUUGAAAACUGUGAUUUCACCGCUUCUGUUGCCGCUGGGGCUGUAAAGGAGAAAAAGUGA